UGCGCCCGGCGCGGCCCGGCCCGGCCCGGCUGUCAGCGCGGCGCGCCGGAAGGGGCCGAGGGCGGCCUGACGGACGGAAGCCCGCGGCGGCGGCCAUGGGGGUGCCCAAGUUCUACCGGUGGAUCUCGGAGCGGUACCCGUGCCUCAGCCAGGUGCUCAAGGAGCAUCAGAUUCCAGAAUUUGACAACUUGUACCUGGACAUGAAUGGUAUCAUCCAUCAGUGUUCACACCCUAAUGAUGAUGAUGUUCACUUCAGAAUUUCAGAUGAUAAGAUCUUUGCUGAUAUUUUUCACUACUUGGAAGUAUUAUUUCGUAUUAUUAAGCCAAGAAAGGUUUUCUUUAUGGCAGUUGAUGGAGUGGCUCCAAGAGCAAAAAUGAACCAGCAGCGUGGGAGACGUUUUAGGUCAGCAAAAGAGGCAGAGGACAAAAUUAAAAAGGCUUUAGAUAAAGGAGAAACUCUCCCAUCAGAAGCCAGAUUUGACUCCAACUGCAUUACACCAGGCACUGAUUUCAUGGCGAGGUUGCACGAACAUCUGAAGUAUUUUGUAAAUAUGAAGAUUUCCACAGACAAAUCCUGGCAAGGCGUAACUAUCUACUUAUCAGGCCAUGAGACUCCAGGUGAAGGAGAACAUAAAAUUAUGGAAUUUAUCAGAUCAGAGAAAGCAAAGCCUGAUCAUGAUCCAAACACGAGACACUGUCUUUAUGGCUUAGAUGCUGACUUGAUUAUGCUUGGAUUAACAAGUCACGAGGCACAUUUCUCUCUCUUAAGAGAAGAGGUCAGGUUUGGUGGCAAAAAAUCUCAGAGAGCAUGUGCACCAGAAGAAACUACGUUUCACUUACUACACUUGUCAUUAAUGAGGGAAUAUAUUGACUAUGAGUUUUCACCAGUCAAAGACAAGAUUUCCUUUGAAUUUAACAUUGAAAGGAUAAUAGAUGAUUGGAUUCUAAUGGGAUUUCUUGUAGGCAAUGACUUUAUCCCUCAUCUACCUCAUUUACAUAUUAAUCACGAUGCACUGCCUCUGCUUUAUAGAACUUAUAUGGCUAUUUUGCCAGAACUUGAUGGUUACAUCAAUGAAAAUGGACAUUUAAACUUAAAACGCUUUCAGAAAUAUCUUACAAAAUUGUCAGAUUUUGAUCGUGAGCACUUCAGUGAAGUCUUUGUAGACCUAAAAUGGUUUGAAAGCAAAGUAGGCAAUAAAUAUCUCAAUGAGGCAGCUGGAGUUGCAGCAGAAGAAGCAAGAAACAGUAAGCAAAAGAAACAGAAGGCUCAGGAAAACUCCAUGUGUUUGGCUGCUUUAGAAAAAACUGAGGACGUCAUCACAGGUACUUGUAAAAUUUCAGAAGUAUUAGAAGAUGAACCAGAAGAUGAUGACCUGUUCGAGACUGAGUUUAGGCAAUACAAGAGAACUUACUAUAUGACUAAAAUGGGUGUCGACAUAGUUUCAGAUGACUUUCUGGCUGAUCAGGCUGAAUGUUACGUUCAGGCAAUACAGUGGAUUUUGCAUUAUUACUACCAUGGGGUUCAGUCAUGGAGCUGGUAUUAUCCUUAUCAUUAUGCACCUUACCUAUCAGAUAUUCACAACAUCAGUAAACUCAAAAUCCAGUUUGAGUUAGGAAAACCUUUCAUGCCGUUUGAACAACUUCUUGCAGUACUUCCAGCAGCUAGUAAAGAUCUGCUACCUAAAUGCUACCAGCACUUGAUGACCAGUGAAGACUCUCCAAUCAUAGAAUACUAUCCACCAGAUUUUAAAACAGACUUAAAUGGAAAACAGCAAGAAUGGGAAGCUGUGGUGCUGAUUCCAUUUAUUGAGGAAAAACGAUUGCUACAAGCCAUGGAAUCUUGCAACAAAUACCUAAUGGAAGAGGAGAGGCGAAGAAAUACACACAGCGGGUGCCUAAUGUACUGGCAUAACAGAGAUACAGAGUUCAAAUACCUGUCACCAUGGCCAGAAAAAUUCCCUGCUAUCGAAAGAUGCUGCACCAGGUAUAAAACCAUAGCCUUGGAUGCCUGGCAUGUAGAAAUAACCCACAAUAAAAUUACUAAAAUUAACAAGAGUGCUUUGUAUUUCUGUGGGUUUCCUACUUUAAAGCACAUUAAACAUAAGUUCUAUCUAAAAAAAAAUGGAGUACAAGUUUUCCAGCAGAGCAGCCAUGGAGAAAACAUGAUGUUAGACAUUGUAAUUGAUGAGGAUUCAAAAGAGCAGACUGUAGAAAAUGUGGCCAGUUUGGUGCUUGGAAAGUCGGUCUUUGUUAACUGGCCCCACCUUGAAGAAGCCAGAGUUGUAGUUGUGUCAGAUGGAGAAACAAAGUUUUAUUUGGAAGAACCACAUGGAACACAGAAGCUUUACCUGGGAAAUGCUGUGCCACCGACUAAAGUGGCAUAUGUCGGAGACAAAGAACAGAACAUCUGGUUAAAAGAAGUUCAAGGGAUUACAGAACACUACCAGAGAAGAAAAGGAAUAAUUGUAAAUAAAACCUCAGUAGUUGUGUAUGCUCAACUACUCACUGGUCGUAGAUAUCAGCUAAAUCAAAGUGGUGAUGUUUAUUUGGAAAAGCAGUGGUCAAAACAAGUUCUUCCUUUUGUUUACCAAACUGUUGUUAAGGAUAUCAAAGCAUUUGACUCCCACUUUUCCAACAUUAAAACCUUGGAUGACCUGUUUCCUCCUGGAAGUACAGUCUUUAUGCUAGGAUCACCUUAUUAUGGCUGCACAGGAGAAGUUCAGGAUUCAUGCGAUGUGAUCACAGAAGGUAGAAUUCGUGUUGUUUUCAGCAUUCCAUGUGAACCACAGCUUGAUGCUUUAAUACAGAAUCAGCAUAAAUAUUCUGUGAAGUACAAUCCUGGAUAUGUAUUAGCCAGUCGUCUUGGAAUAAGUGGAUAUCUUGUCUCCAGGUUUACGGGAAGUAUAUUUAUUGGAAGAGGAUCCAGGAAAAAUCCCCAUGGAGACCACAAGGCAAACGUGGGGUUGAACCUGAAGUUCAAUAAGAAGAAUGAAGAGGUGCCUGGCUAUACUAAGAAGGUUGGAAAUGAAUGGAUGUAUUCUUCUUCAGUAGAGCAACUUCUUGCAGAGUAUUUAGAAAGGGUCCCUGAACUCUUCAGUUAUAUAGCCAAAAAUAGUCAAGAAGAUAUAUUUUUUGAAGAUGACAUUUGGCCUGGUGAGGAUGAGAAUGGGGCUGAGAGAGUUCAAGAAAUUGUUGCCUGGCUGAAAGCACAUCCUGUCAGUGCAUUGUCUCGUUCAUCUUGUGACUUACAAAUUUUGGAUGCAGCUAUAGUUGAGAAAAUUGAAGAAGAAAUAGAGAAAUGCAAGCAAAGAAAGAGUAACAAGAAGGUGCGAGUAACAGUGAAACCCCAUUUGUUAUAUAGGCCUUUAGAACAACAGAAUGGGGUUGUUCCAGAUCGAGAUGCAGAGUAUCGACUGUUUGAUCGUGUUGUCAAUGUGAGGGAAAACUUCUCUGUUCCAGUUGGUCUCCGAGGUACCAUUAUAGGAAUUAAAGGAGCCAAUAGAGAAACAGAUGUGCUCUUUGAAGUAUUGUUUGAUGAAGAAUUCCUUGGAGGCUUAACAAUAAGGUGCUCACCUGCCAGAGGUUAUCGUCUACCAUCAAGUGCCUUAAUUAAUCUGUCUCAUGGUAAUCGGUCAGAAACAGGCAACCAGAAAUUGACAGCCAUAGUGAAACCGCAACCAGCUGUGAAUCAGUAUAACUCUUACUCAUCUGAUCCAUCAUCUGUAUGCUCACAAAAGGUGCAUCUAGGAGGCCUCAACCAUUCUCCUCGUUCUCUUUUUGUUCCUACCCGAGCUCGUAGUAAACAAGAUGAUGAAUUUUGCAGCAUCUGGCAAUCAUUGCAAGGCUCUGGGAAAUCUCAACCUGUUCAACAAAACAUACACGCAAAGGGCACAAUUCUACCUCAAGAAGCAAAGCCAGGAGCUGGUAACCAAUUUUAUAAACCAGGCUUCAGUGAGAACAGUCUUAAAGGCCAGCAAAAAAAACAGGAGCCAUUUAAAAAGUUCAAAGAAGAUUCUAAAGGUUUAAGAAAUGAAGGUUCUUCACAAAAAAUACCAACUAAACAGAGUUUUGCAGGAGGAAAUAAAUAUAAUGUUAAGCUUUUGAAGAGAAAUGAAAGUCCAAAUGUGCCUUGUCUUCAAAAGGCUACUGUUGAUGGGCCCUGUAUAGCUGGGAAGAAGGACAUUGAACUUGAAAGUCUUCUAGCAUCUUUGAAAAUCUCCAAAGAAAGUGAAGAGCAGUCAUCUUAUUCCAAGGAAGAAAGAGCUACAAAUGAAGAACAUUUAUCUCCACAGUCUUUUGUUAUGAAAGGAACACAGAUGCUUAAAGAAAUCUUGAAAAUUGAUGGCUCUGAUGCAGAAAACAAGAAUGAAGUUAAGCUGCUGAUUAAUGAAGUUCCUGCUUCCUCUUAUAGACAAGAUUCCCAUGGACCUGCCUCACAGCAUAGGCAAGCAAAAAAAAUUGCUGCUUACAUGAACAAGCCUUAUAACAUCAGAGGCCCUCAGAAUCCUCAAGUGUUGGAUGCUGGAGGUCACCCUUUCCUUGGUCCACAGUCUACCCCUGUAUCAGAACUUUCUCGUAUUUGUUCUCUUGUUGGAAUGUCUCAACCAGAUUUCUCUUUCCUCAGGACACCACAGACCAUGAUGGUUUGUCAGGUAAAAUUAUCCAAUGGCUUAUUAAUACAUGGACCUCAGUGUCAAUCUGAAAGUGAAGCCAAGGAGAAAGCUGCCCUUUUUGCUUUACAACGCUUGAGUUCUGUUGGAGUGAACUUUCCUUUGCCGCCAGCACCACCAAUGUUUUCAAAUUAUCAACCUGUUGGAGCUUCACUAUCACCUGGAUCCGUUCCUCCAGUCUUCACACAACCCACUGCAAAUAUAAUGCCCUCAUCAUCUCACAUGUUUAAUCCAAUGCCAUGGGGAGCUCCAGUGCCAAUUCAUGGCAAACCUUACUAUCCUGGUUCCUAUCAAGGGAAUAUGCCUCUUACGGGAACUGUACCAGUUGGUACUCACAACCAGUUUAUACCUCUGCAGGUAACUAAAAAACGGGCUGCUAGCAAGAAAAAUUUCGAGUUCAAGGAGUUCCAGGUUUCUCCUCAAGCUGCACCAAUAAAGAAUGAACAACCAAUGUCUUCUGAUCAUAUUCAACAAGAUAAUUCAACAACUUUAAAAGCUGCUCAAGACAAUGUAGCUAUGUCAAGUGUUCCUCAUAGCAAACCAAACGCUUCCAGCAAGCGAAAAGCAAGAAAGCUGGCAGUCAAUUUUGGCGUACCAAAAUCCUCAGAAUAAAUAUGGUAGCUAGAUUGAUUUUAUUUUUAAUUCUUCCCAUAGAAUUAUCUUAUAAAAAGUUGGAACGCACUAUUUAAAAAGAAAGCAUUUUAAAUAUAAUAGAGUGAGAGAAAAUGUCAGUUAGGCUUUUCAUUUAAGACCUUGAAUUAAACUAACAAAAGCUCGGAAGUUUUGAAUUAAGGUCACCACACCAUCCAUUGUGCCUAAGUCUCUGAACAGUGGCUUACAUAUUAUACCAUGUGCACAGCAAUAAUACAGUGGCCACCCAAAUUCAGAAUUGCCUUGUUUUUGGAGUAGGAUUUAAGGGCAGUAGUAAGUCAGGUGUUAAACAUUGGCUUAAUAUGAUCUUUUGUAUUUUAGCUCCUUUUUAAUGAUAGGAAGAAAAGGAUUUUAUUUAGAUGUUACUUUCAUAUUGGCUUUCUGGAUCAUUAUGAUCUUGAAGCAAUAUGAUUAGAACUGAGCUACAGUGGCACUGCCAGAUUUGCUAUAAAUUCAGUAAUUUCUGGGUUUUAUGCCAAAGGGUAGCAAUUCUAAAACUGUCUGAAUUUAAAUAUUAUUAAUGCUUAUAAAUUUUGUUACAGGGUGAGUUUUAUUACAUGGCAAAAUCAAAGGGUUGUUGACAAAACCAGAGUAAAUUUAUGCCGUAAAAUUGGCUUAAGAACACAUUAACUGCAAAUCUAUUUGCAAAUGGAAGUCCUCACUUUAAAGUAUAUUAAUAUAUGUUGCUAGCUAUAAUUUUUUUAUAAUAUGCUUCUUCUCUGCUAAUUAACAAGCUCUUAAUGGACAUCUCCAAAAGCCACUGAAAUCCUGAAAUUUUCUAAAUUAUACAAUGAGCACAAAGGUGUCUUGUAUGUAUAGUAUAGUAAGCAAAAUUAUGCACAUCCUUCGAGUUCAUUUCUCUCACCUACAAUUUUCCCUGUAGAGACUAUAGUAAUUCGGCAUGAAUUUUUGUACAUUGUUUUGUCUGUUAGCUGACUUUUUAUAUUUAUUUUAAUUACUUGAUAAACUAUAUGGUGGCAGAGGACAUGCUAAAUUGUCCUUGUUAAUUUAGAGUUCCAAACUUAUUCCUUAAUUUCCACACAAAAAAAUCUUGACUUGCCUUUUGAAAGGAAUUAUCAUUUCAUCUUCAUACGUUAUGCAGCUAAUCCAUUUAAAAGCAAGGGAAAACUCAGAGGACCCUGUGCUACUUUUGAUCCAUGUAUACAGUGCUCAUUAACAGCAAUGGGAAUUCUGCAGAUCUAAGGUAAAAUUUGUUCUAAAGUCUCAAACUUUGGUCUGCAGAUAUUUGGAUAUUCAGCUCAAUUUUACCUUAUUCUAGCCUGCCCUAGUAAAAAUAGUUUCCCUAUAAACCCCUGUAGAUUUAAAGGUAUGUCAGACCUUAAUCUUCAGUCCAUGUUCUCUAAGCAGAUUUCACAUUGACCAUUAAAAUUGGCAUAAUUUCUUUAGUUUCUUACCUUGCUAUUUUUCCAAGGUUUAAAUUCUUUACUUUCCUAUAGUAGCAUCCAGUUUUCUUUGACUGAUAUUUCACUUCAUAGGGCUUUUUAUUCAUUACCCUAAUCAGUUUUUGUCUUAUUUCUUCUCUCCUACCAGUGAAGGGUUUUUGAUAGCUGUUUCUAUCCUUCCUAUUCUGUCCUAGAAAUAGCAUGGUCUGAGGAAUUUUAUUUUGCAUUUUCUAUCUGCAUAUAUGUUGUCUUCGCCUCUGGUACUCUAAACUUUUUAUAACUGUCUGUACACAAUCAUAAAACCCUAUCAAGAUUUUUUAGCUUUGAGUGUCUUGAGAAAUGUUCUACCAAGGAAAAUUUGACCUUCACGAUGUAUUGUUACUUCUAUCAAGGAACCAGGUCUAUGACAUCAUAUUGACACUGGUAUACAUAUUUCUCCAAAUUUGAUUACCAGACAUUAGAUUUCCAGUUCCUUGUACUAUGAUUUGAGUGCCAGGGGAAGAGAGGAUCUAUUAAUGUCCCCACAGUGAUGAAAAUUAGAAUAUGUUCUGAUCUAAAAAGAGGUUCUAAUCUCCCUUAAAACCUUGUUUCAUGUGUCAUUCCCUAGGGUUGCAGAGGUAGUUGAUGAUUGGCUAGCUUGUAAUUUCACCAAGUAUACAAAUAGCUAAAGAAAGUUUAUGAAGGACACUAUUCCAAUGCCAGUAUAUAUAGCCAUUUUUCCCCUGUGAAAAUGGUUUCUGUUUUCAGGCCAAGAGCUGAAUCUUUUUUCUACAGUCACCGAAACUGCCAUACCUGAUUUGUCUAAUAUGUGGUUCUACAUCUGCUGUGUACUAUAAUAUGUUUCGCAUGUGCCCUUAUUGUUUAUUUUAUCUUGAUUUUAUGUUCUGUGAAUUACUAAGUGCCCAGCUGACUACUUUUAGAUUUCACAUGUCCUGCCACCUGUAAUGUGUACAUCAACUAUGCCAUGCCCUUGUUUCAACUAUUUUGUUUUAUAUUUCAACUGUACAAUUGUUUAAUUCAUAAAAAAUAUAACUUUAAGCAUUCAUUUUUUCUCAUAGAUAUAAAGUAUUUUGUAAGUACUGGAAUUUUUCAUUAGAUCUUAUACAGAGCAGUAUUUUAUUAAAAAUUCAAAAGGGAAGACUUUUACGUGUGCAUUUUUGUAGCUUGAUUUUUUUAAAAUAACUUUUCAUUGUUUACCUGCCAAGUGAAAUGUUUUCAAUUUGCAUAUGGAUGGAUACAAAAUGUAUUUUUUGUGCUGUUUAGUGUUAAGUUGUGCAUUUGCAGAUUUUUAGCAUGUAGUUGCACAAAUGGUUGUGCAGAGAUGCUUUAAAAUAUAACAUACAACAAAGAAAAAAUAAUUGAUAAGAUGCUAUACAGAACUUUAAUUCAAUAGAGUAAUUUUAUAAAUAGUGUCUGUGUCUGCCUGAUUAAAUAUGGAAACUAGAAACAUUA
Alligator mississippiensis (American alligator) is the source of this 8176-nucleotide messenger RNA. RefSeq names its product 5'-3' exoribonuclease 1 (gene XRN1). Lineage: Eukaryota; Metazoa; Chordata; Crocodylia; Alligatoridae. Gene Ontology annotation, cellular component: nucleus. Bases 96 to 5282 code for a protein of 1728 amino acids. Gene Ontology annotation, molecular function: RNA binding; 5'-3' RNA exonuclease activity. Gene Ontology annotation, biological process: nuclear-transcribed mRNA catabolic process; rRNA catabolic process. The transcript has 42 exons. The record is from RefSeq and is a predicted model, not a curated record.